GGAUUUCACAAUAUUAUGCACCAAACUAGUAGAAUUCUGAAUUCUGCUGUAGCUUCUUCCUACCCCCCUGCCACAGAUGGGAAGGGGUCCUUCAAGUACGCCUGGGUCAUUGACAAACUGAAGGCCGAGAGAGAAAGGGGCGUCACUAUCGAUAUUGCUCUCUGGAAGUUUGAGACAAGAAAGUUCUCUAUUACUAUAAUUGACGCCCCAGGCCACAGAGACUUCAUCAAGAACAUGAUUACUGGAACCUCCCAGGCCGACUGUGUUGUACUCAUAGUGACAGCGAGCACCGGGGAGUUUGAAGCUGGAAUAUCCAAAAAUGGCCAAACAAGGGAACAUGCUCUAAUUGGAACCCUUAAUAAAUCUCUCAAAUACGUUUUGAUUAUUAUUGUUUUCUUUCGUUUAGGAAUUGGAACGGUACCAGUGGGCAGAGUGGAGACAGGAGUCCUGAAGCCAGGACUGAUCGUUACAUUUGUACCUGCCAACAUCACCACAGAGGUAAAGACAGUGGAGAUGCACCAUGAAUCACUUUCUGAAGCCUUGCCUGGAGACAACGUUGGCUUCAAAGUCAAGAACAUCUCCGUCAAGGAGAUACGACGAGGGAACGUAACAGGAAACAGCCAGGACAACCCACCAUUCGAAGUGCAGUGUUUCGAUGCUCAGGUGAUUAUCCUGAAUCACCCGGGUCAGAUCGCUGCUGGAUACGCUCCAGUCUUGGAUUGUCACACAGCACACAUCGCAUGUAAGUUCGCGGAACUCAAAGAGAAAGUGGACCGUAGGAAUGGCAAGAAGCUGGAAGACAAUCCCAAGUUCUUGAAGUCUGGGGACGCUGGCAUCAUAAAUCUGAUACCAACUAAACCAAUGUGUGUAGAGCCAUUUGCCGAGUUUGCUCCACUCGGAAGAUUUGCAGUCCGCGACAUGCGACAGACGAUGGCCGUCGGGAUCAUCAAGGAGGUCACCAAGAAGAUAGCAAGUACGGGCAAAGUGACCAAAGCUGCCAAGAAAGCUCUUUAACCUGUACCGUUCUCA
Molecule: messenger RNA, 1029 nt
Organism: Haliotis rubra (blacklip abalone)
Lineage: Eukaryota; Metazoa; Mollusca; Gastropoda; Lepetellida; Haliotidae
Product: elongation factor 1-alpha 1-like
Exons: 5
Coding region: 16-1014 (332 amino acids)
Biological process (GO): translational elongation; translation
Molecular function (GO): translation elongation factor activity; GTPase activity; GTP binding
Source: RefSeq, a predicted model, not a curated record